AUGGAUGUGCUAGAGGAAAUACCAACGGGCCUUCACUACACCGCACCAGCUACCGUGAUGAGAUGUCAGAGGGAAAUCAUCAAAUGCUCUAGCUGGGAGUACAAGAAAGAAUCGUGUGAAACUAAACAAUUCUACAUUCAUACAGUCAAGCUAAAGGAGAAACUGUCCGACAGCAAGUGUACCUUUGGCGAAACCUUUUAUUUACGUAAGGGCAAGCUGGUGGUCAAAGAGGGCUGUCGUGGUAAAUUUGAAGUAAGCAAUGAAGACUGUGAGGAAAAACCGAAGAACAAGUGCAAUGGUAAAAACACCAAAUAUGACCGAAAGCUGAAAAAAUGCGUUUGCAUGAAAGGAUUCAUCGGAAACGCCGACGAAGAAUGCUUCGGAACUUGUAGGUGCUAUGCAAGUGGAGACCCUCACUACUAUACGUUUGACGGCGCAAUCAUACAUUUCCAAGGCACGUGUAAAUACACGUUGGCCCAAUUUAUUGACACGGAGGGACCUUAUUCUUUCAGUGUGGAAGUGGAAAACGAACAUCGAAAUGAUAAAGAUGAUGUUUCCUUCACUAAAUGCGUAGAAGUGUUGGUGUAUGGACAAACAAUUAGACUUGGACAGGACAGGAUAGUACAUAUAAACGGUGGAGUUCGUGACACACCUAUUAUCACAGAAAGUGGUAAUAUCAAAAUUGGUAUUAGUGGCAGCGAUGUCCGAUUGAGUACUAGUUUAGGGCUUGAGGUUACCUUUGAUGGAAAACAUAAAGUGAGCGUUAUGGCUCCGAAGGCAUUCAAAGGACAAUACAAAGGUUUGUGUGGGGAUUGUGAUGACGACAAAAACAACGAUUACAGGACAGAAGGAGGUAUAGACGUGACUCAGGAUAAAAACCGCUACAACAGUAUUGGAGAUAGUUAUGCUGUACCAUCAGAUGAUGAGGACGAUGAUGUCUGCUUAACCGAGCAUUCCUUUGAGGAGUGUCCAAACUCCGAUAUGGAGGUUGCGAGAGGUGAUGAUUAUUGUGGAUGGUUGUUGCCAACUAAUCAAAAGAGUCCGUUCUUUAAGUGCAUACAAGAGCAGAAUGAGGUCGAAAAAGCACAGGAACUGUAUGCAUCGUGUACCUUAGACGUGUGUGCUUUUAUGCACAAUGGUAACGAAAAAGAUCUCAACCGAACGAUCUGCAGUGCUCUGGAAAUGAUGGCAGUUGUUUGUGACGAUGAUAACGACCCUCUACAAUGGCGCCCAGAUAUGUGUAAGAUACCAUGUGGUAAAAACAUGCAAUUUAUGAGCGCCGUAAGUUCUUGUCCAAACAACUGUGUUGAACGGGAUGCCGAGACCAACUGUGACAUGUCUGCGUCGAGGGUGGGAUGUGGCUGUGCGGAAGGAUUCAUUCUUGACGGUAACCGGUGUGUGCUACCAAAUCAGUGUGGGUGUUUGGAAAAUAACAUAUACUACAACUUGGGCAGAGAGAAGGUGAGCAAUGACUGCACUACAGUAAGUCAUUGUGUUUCAACAAACGGAAAUUCUUCGAUGAUUUUCAAAGAGAAAAGAAAUCCUUGUGAUGAGCAGGCCAACUGUUUACCAAGAGGCGAAUCAAGAAAAUGUGUAUGUAAACCUGGAUACAUCGGGAACGGUGAAAAAUGUGAAGCCGCCGAGAAAUGUGAUAAAGUGAUCGAGUGUAGCGCGGACAAAGGUGGAUAUAAGGAAUGCACAGAAGAAAUGCAAAUUCGACGGGCAAGACCAGCCAAGCCCGACAAGAAAACAAAACGAAAAUGUAAAAGAAAGAGGGACUACGGUGUUAAGAACGGCGUGUUGUGGGUUAAAAAGGGAUGUGGUGGUACUUUUAAAGUGAAAGGAUACUGUAAAACAUCAAAAGUCGACCGUUGUGGAGAAAAUGAAGAGAGAGUAAAAGGAAAAUGUGUUUGUCAGUCAGGAUACCAACGUGAUAAAAAAGGCAAAUGUAAAGAUUCCUCAUCAAAUUGUGAACAAAUACUUAAUUGUGAAAGUGAAAAAGGAAGAUACACAAAGUGUCCUCUAAAAGAACGAUUCAAAAACAUAGAUCUGAUACAAGAACGUCCCGGCUCAAAAUGUGUAAAGAACAAAAGCUUUGGUUUAAGACGUGGAAAUAUGUGGGUAAAAGAAGGAUGUCGUGGAACAUUUAAAAUUACCAAAAAAGGAAAAUGCAAUAGCUCGAAGACAUGUGGAGUCAAUGCCGAGAAGAGGAAAGGGAAAUGUAGAUGUAAGAAGGGCUACUCUGGGAGCCAUACGGGCAGAUGCGAAG
Messenger RNA from Mizuhopecten yessoensis (Yesso scallop), 2269 nucleotides. RefSeq names its product zonadhesin-like. Gene Ontology annotation, cellular component: extracellular matrix. The annotation marks the transcript as partial. The transcript has 12 exons. Lineage: Eukaryota; Metazoa; Mollusca; Bivalvia; Pectinida; Pectinidae. The record is from RefSeq and is a predicted model, not a curated record.